Messenger RNA from Corvus hawaiiensis (hawaiian crow), 6661 nucleotides. It is a transcript of the gene RALGAPA2, whose product is annotated as Ral GTPase activating protein catalytic subunit alpha 2. Gene Ontology annotation, molecular function: GTPase activator activity. Gene Ontology annotation, cellular component: nucleus; cytoplasm. NCBI's taxonomy places the organism in Eukaryota, Metazoa, Chordata, Aves, Passeriformes, Corvidae. The record is from RefSeq and is a predicted model, not a curated record. Gene Ontology annotation, biological process: positive regulation of GTPase activity; regulation of small GTPase mediated signal transduction. The coding region runs from base 84 to 5570 and encodes 1828 amino acids. The transcript has 37 exons.
CGCAGAGCGGGGGCGGGAGCGGCGCGCGGGGAGCGCUCCCGGCGCGGCUCCAUCCCCGCAUCCCUGCCCGCCGCUCCGCCGGGAUGUUCUCCAGGAAGAGCCACGCCGAUGUCAGGAAAUCCACGCAGAAGGCGCUGGACCCCAAGCGGGACGUGCUGACCCGCCUGAAGCACCUCCGCGCGCUGCUGGAUAUCGUGGAUGGAAGUGACCUGAAGCAAUUUUUUGACAACAAUUAUUCUCAAAUUUAUUUUAUAUUCUACGAAAACUUCAUCACACUGGAAAACAGCUUGAAACAAAAAGGGAAUAAAUCACAGAGGGAGGAGCUGGACUCCAUCCUCUUUCUUUUCGAGAAAAUAUUGCAGCUACUACCCGAGAGGAUUUUUUAUCGAUGGCAUUUUCGCAGCAUAGGGUCGAUUCUGAAGAAGCUUUUGCACACUGGAAAUUCUCUCAAGCUCAGAUGCGAAGGCAUCCGCCUGUUCCUGCUGUGGCUCCAAGCCCUGCAGACCAACUGCGCCGAGGAGCAGAUCCUGAUGUUCGCCUGCCUGGUGCCCGGCUUUCCCCCGCUGCCGUCGUCGCGCGGGCCCUGCACCCUGGAGAGCCUGGUCAGCCCUCCGGCCGCGCCUGACGCCAAGAUUUUUCCAGAAGAAAUAACGCCGCUUUUGCCAGCUGUCUCUGGAGAGAAAAUUGCUGAAGACCAAACCUGCUAUUUUCUUCAGCUCCUGUUAAAAUACAUGGUAAUUCAGGCUGCAAGCUUGGAGUGGAAGAACAAGGAGAACCAAGACACUGGGUUUAAGUUCCUCUUUACCUUGUUCAGAAAAUACUAUCUUCCUCACUUGUUCCCAUCUUUUACAAAGCUAACCAACCUCUACAAACCUGUGCUUGACAUCCCCGAUAUCAGGCCGAGGCCGGUGUAUGUCACUGCAACACGGAACAACGAAAGUGUCUACUGCACAAAAAUCCCCUACAUGGCAGCUCGAGUUGUUUUUAUCAAGUGGCUCGUUACCUUCUUCCUCGAGAAGAAGUAUUUAACUGCUGUUCAGAAUACAAAAAACGGAGAAGAAGUGCUGCCUAAAAUUAUUCAGACAGUCGGCGUGAGCCAGGAGAAGAGCACCGAGCUGGAGGGCGGCGCGGCGCCCGCGGGCGAGCAGGACCGGAGCCACUCCAACAGCAGCACCCUGUCCGACAGGCGCCUCAGCAACUCCAGCCUCUGCAGCAUCGAGGAGCAGCACCGCAGCGUCUUCGAGAUGGUGCAGAGGAUCCUCCUCUCUACGCGGGGAUACGUCAACUUCGUCAACGAGGUGUUCCGGCAGGCUUUUUUGUUGCCGCCUUCUGAUAUAUCCGCAACACGGAAGGUGGUUAAGGUGUAUCAGAAGUGGAUACUGCAGGAGAAACCCGUGUUCAUGGAGGAGCCAGACAAAAAGGAGGACAGCCAGGACGCUGUUGCUCCCUUGGAAGACUCCUCAGUGCAAACAGACGGUAAACAUCUUUCCUCGGAGGCCUCCGGGCACAGGCGCUCCUCCAGCUGGGGCAGGACCUACUCUUUCACCAGCGCCGUCAGCAGGGGCUGCGUGCUGGAAGACGAGGACAGGGAUGUGAAAGCUGGUGCCCAGGCUGCGCUGCAGGUAUUCCUGACAAACUCGGCGAAUGUUUUCCUGCUGGAGCCGUGCACUGAGGUGCCUGUGCUGCUGAAGGAGCAAGUGGAUGCUUGCAAAGCUGUUCUCAGCAUCUUCAGGCGCAUGAUAAUGGAGCUGUCAAUGAACAGAAGGACGUGGGAACAGAUGCUGCAGGUACUCCUCAGAAUAACAGAAGCUGUGAUGCAGAAGCCAAAAGAGAACCAGCCAAAGGACACAUUUGCUCAGAGCAUGGCGGGGCUGCUGUUCCGAACCCUCAUUGUGGCUUGGAUCAGAGCAAACCUGAGCGUGUACAUCUCUCGGGAGCUGUGGGAUGAGCUGCUCAGUGUCCUGUCCGCCCUGACGGACUGGGAGGAGCUCAUCAACGAGUGGGCCAACAUCAUGGACUCCCUGACAGCAGUCCUGGCCAGGACCGUGUACGGCGUGGAGAUGACAAACCUGCCCCUGGACAAGCUCAGUGAGCAGAAGGAAAAAAAGCAGAGAGGCAAAGGUGGUGUUCUGGAGCCUCAGAAGACAGCUGUAGUAGGAAGAUCUUUUUCAUUAAGCUGGAAAAGUCAUCCUGAAGUUGUGGAGCCGAUGAGAUUCAGAAGUGCCACAACCUCUGGGGCCCCAGGAGUGGAGAAAGCAAGAAAUAUCGUCCGUCAGAGAGCCACAGCUAAGCGAAGCCAGUCUAUCAGCAACUGUGUCCAUCUGUAUGAGGCUUUGCCAGCUACUAAAAGUGUACCUCUUCUGCUUCACACUGUGAGCUCUCUCUUCCCUGGUAUCUCUUACACCUCUUGCUCUCACAGACUGUCAGAAGUCGAAGAAUCUCAACAGCUGGAAAGUUCAGAAGGAACAGAAGCUGCAGGCUCGUUUGCAGACCAAGAGCAGCAGCUAACUCGGAGUAGCAGCGCUUCAGAUAUUGCAGAUCAGAUUCCAUCUGAUUUUUUUCAAGGUAAAAAGGCUGGAAAUUGGGCUUCAGACUCCAGAUCAGUUCAGGAAAAUAAGGGAUACACAAAGGAGCAUGAAGCCGAGCAAGUGCUAGUGUGGAGGAGCAGCAGUACAGCGGAGUUAGAUCUGAAAGCAGACUUGCAGCAACCACACGGGUAUUACGGAGAGAGAGAGAAAAGUGAGAGCGUGAGCAGCGACACGUCCCUGGGCUGCGGGGCCGACGUGGACAUCGCGCUCGUGGCCUGGCAGGCGGCCGAGGAUGACCCCGAGGCCGGGGCGGCCACGGGAAUGGGCGCGGACCCCGCGGCGCCGCGCUGGCUCCAGCUCAGCCCCUCGCAGGAGCCGGCCAACCUCACAGACAGUAGCGAGUUCCUGGCUGACGACUGCAGUAUAAUUGCUGGUGGAAGCCUUAUUGGUUGGCAUCCUGAUUCUGCUGCUGUGUUGUGGAGGAGGAUCCUGGGAAUUCUUGGAGAUGUGAACAACAUACAGUCACCUAAAAUCCAUGCAAAAGUUUUCGGCUACCUUUACGAGCUGUGGUAUAAACUUGCAAAGAUCCGGGACAACCUGGCUAUCAGCGUGGACAAUCAGUCGACUCCCUCUCCUCCUGUCCUCAUCCCUCCUCUCAGGAUAUUUGCUUCAUGGCUCUUCAAGGCAGCCACGCUGCCCAGCGAGUACAAGGAGGGGAAGCUGCAGGCGUUCCGGCUGCUCUGUGCCAUGAUGAGCCGGCGCCAGGACCUGCUGCCCAACUCCGACUUCCUGGUGCACUUCUACUUCGUGCUGCGCCUGGGCCUGACCAGCGAGGACCAGGACAUCCUGAACACCGUCAUAAAGCACUGCCCACCGUGGUUCUUCUUCCUGGGCCUGCCUGGCUUCACCAUGCUGAUCAGGGACUUCCUGGGGGCGGCCGCGCGCGUGCUGAGCGCGGACACGCCGGAGGCUCCCCGUUCCGAAGCUCACACCAUCCUUGGUGCUCUUGUGUGCUUUCCAAAUACCUACCAGGGAAUCCCACAGUUGGGACCCGUUUCAGAAGCCAGUGAGAGCAUCACGGGAACUGCAGAUGUGAAGUAUUGCCUCAUAAGCAUUUUAUUGAAGAAUGCUGCAGAGGAGCCAAGUGAAGCUGCAAGGUGCAUAGCCAUCUGUGGCCUCGGAGUGUGGAUAUGUGAGGAGCUCAUGCAGCGCACAAACCACCCCCAUGUGAAGAAAGCCAUCAAUGUCAUAGGUGUGACGCUGAAGUUUUCCAGCAAGCUGGUAGCUCGGGUGGCCUGUGAUGUCCUUCAGCUGCUGGUGUCUUACUGGCAGAAGCUUCAGGAGUACGAAUCCUCCCUGUGCCGGAAAAUUACCGAAAUCCUCGUGGCCACCAUUGCGUUUCUCCUGCCAAGUGCCGAGUACUCCUCCGUGGAAGCGGAUAAGAAGUUUAUAGUUUCGCUGCUGCUGUGCUUGCUGGACUGGUGCAUGGCACUGCCCGUGAAAAUGCUGCUGGAGCCUGUGUCUGCUGGCGCCGUGGAGGAUCAGCAUGCAUCCAGAGCUCCUUUGCUGGAUUACAUUUACAGAGUCCUGCACUGCUGCGUCAACGGCUCCAGCACCUACACGCAGCAAAGCCACUACGUGCUCAGCCUGGCCGACCUCUCCUCCUGCGACUACGACCCCUUCCUGCCCCUGGGGAACGUCAGGAGCUCGGAGCCAGCCCAGUGCCCCUCCUCCACCGACUUGGGCGACCUGCUCACCGUGGCUGAAGAGAAGAGGAGGAGGAAUUUGGAACUGAUCCCUCUCACGGCGCGGAUGGUUAUGACUCACCUGGUGAAUCACCUGAGCCACUACCCGCUCAGCGGAGGCCCCGCCAUCCUCCACAGCCUCCUUAGCGAGAACCACGACAACUCCUACGUGGAGAGCUCCGAGCUGUCCUCGGAAGUGUUCCGGAGCCCCAACCUGCAGCUCUUCGUGUUCAACGACAGCACUCUCAUCUCUUACCUCCAAAUCCCUGCCGAGAGGAAGGCGGGCGCUGAGCCGGCAGCGGCCCCCUCGGACGUGAGGGUGAUCGUCAGGGAUAUCUCAGGGAAGUACUCUUGGGAUGGCCGGGUGCUGUACGGGCCUCUGGAGGGCUGCCUGCCGCAGCGCAGCACGGCCAGUGCCUUCGUCGUCUCUGGCGACGCGGAGCAGCGCUCCCUCUCCCAGAACGAAUUUUCCCAGGCGGAGGAAGGAGAAGACGCCCUGGACCAGCUGCUGGAGAGGAUUGGGAGCACCAGCCCCGAGUGCCUUCUGCACCCGCAGCGCAAGCUGAACGAGCCGUCGCCACCGCCCUGCGGGAUGAGCCCCGAGCAGGAGCGCGCCAUCACCGAGGCGCUGCUGAGGCAGAGCGCCCAGGAAAGGGCGUUCAUGCUGGAGUGCGGCUCGGACUGCAGCAUGAGGGUGGCCCGCCAGGAGCCACCGCCUCCUGCCGAACCGCAGGCCUCCUUCUAUUUCUGUCGGCUGCUGCUGAAUGACUUGGGAAUGAACUCCUGGGACAGAAGAAAAAGCUUUCAUCUGCUGAAGAAGAAUUCAAAAUUGCUGCGAGAACUGAAAAAUCUGGAUUCCCGCCAAUGUCGUGAAACUCACAAGAUCGCCGUGUUCUACAUCGCCGAGGGACAGGAGGACAAGUGUUCCAUCCUGGCCAACGCAAGGGGAAGCCAGGCGUAUGAAGAUUUUGUUGCUGGACUGGGCUGGGAGGUCGACCUAUCCACGCACGGCGGGUUCAUGGGCGGCCUGCAGCGCAACGGCAGCACGGGGCAGACCGCGCCCUACUACGCUACCUCCACCGUGGAGAUCAUCUUCCACGUGUCCACCAGGAUGCCCUCGGACUCGGACGACUCACUGACCAAAAAGGGGCUAUCACAGCCACUGAGAGUUACUCUGUUUGUCUUCCCUGCUUUCACUCUACGAGAAUCUGAGAAACAGAAAGCAAAAACAUUUAGUAGCUGUCAGUCUCCAAGUUUCAUGGUGCCAGGAGGCCAGGCCAGCUCCAGCACAUGCUGAAAAUACCACAAAGGGAUUGCUCUGGGACCCUUCAGGAAAACCUGAGAUCUGCUGUUGGAAUGGAAGCCCGCAGGGAUCAAACUGGGAAUUCCAGUGAAGGACAAAGCUCUGAGCAAGCUCGUGGACCUGAGGGAGCUGCAAGCAGUGGCUCAGAGCAGAUGACUUCCAGAGGGCUUUUUAAUGCAUACUCGUCCGUGGUUCCACACACAACAGUUCCAUUCAGUUUGUCACAGCUCUGCUGUGAGCAAGCAGUGCAGUUCUGGGCAGAUCAGCGUGGGCUCUCGGCAGAUUUUACAGAGCUGCAGCUGCGAGCGGAGCAAAGGUGCGUGCGUUUCAGAAGCACUGCAGUUUCUGGAAGGUGGACAGUUCUCUGGGCUUAGGUCCCUGCCUCAGAUUGUCGGGACAGAAUGUCCCAGUUAAAAAGAUUGUAUUUAUUGCUUCCUGCCAUUAAUGCUUUUUUUUCAUGGGAGUGUGGGAGAGAAAGAUGGAUUCCCAUGGCAUUCAUUCCGUUCCUGCUCCUGCAAAGAACUGUACCUGGUGAUACGGGACAGUGGUACUGGGAGGAGGAAACUUUACCAGGAUGCAGUGGGGGCCACAACUUCUGUUUCCUUGCUCUCCCUCUGGGAUCUAAGGUCGUCCCCCCAAUCUCUGAAAUCUAUGGGAGUGCUGUGGGGUUUCCUCUCUGCUUAUUUUGCCUCAGACCAAGAGAGGCUUCGUCCCUGUCAGCACGCUCCGAGCUGAACAGAAGGACUGAGCACCUGCUGGCCUGUGGAGCAGUAGCAAGGCCAUAAAUUCUGGGGGCUGGGGAAUUCAGCAGAUGCGGUAAUUUUACUUAAAUGUGUUAUUGUGGUUCUUUUAUUUUUACUGAACGCAAGGAUAAAUGAAGUUCUGGUAUGAAUUCCCAAGAAUAGGUGCGUUUCCACUGGGGAUGAACUUGGCCCCCUUGUUUUUGUGCAGUAGAGCUGUCAUUUGCAGUCUGCAUUUUUUUAUUUGAGGUAUAUUGCUGACAUUAUAUUGCUAAUUCAUGAGGGAAGAAAGAAAAAAAAAAAGAAAGAAAGAAAAACCCCUCUCCAAAUAAGUCUCAGUCCUGG